AUUACUAGAAGAUCUUUUAAAGCCGUGGACCAAUGCUUUUCGGAUAUUAUAACAGCAACAAUAAUAAGAUAAUAUUAUCUAAAUAAUAACAAACUAAGAAUGGAUUGUAAGACAUUUUUAACAGAAAAUUGGAUUUGAAAGUGUGGUGUUGCAUUAUAUAUAUUAAAUAGUACCUAUAAUUUAUACAUUAGUCUUCAAUCGUGUUAUAAAAUUUUAAUAGAUUACUAAUUCUAUUAUCCAUUAUUUUUGUUGAGAGAAACAAAAUUAUUAAUCAUCUCACAAUUUCAAUUAUUUUGAAGUGUAAAAAUGUUGGAAACAGAAAACGUUUUUGAUGAGUGGUUUUUUAACUCUUUUAAAAGGUAUCAUAAGUUGCAAAUGUUUGGUGUGGAUAAACCAGUAUUUUCAAUGGAACUGAGUUGUAAUUCCUCAGUAUGUUUGGCAUGUGAAAAGCCUGAAGAAAAUGGUUUUGAAAUAUUAAAUUUGGAACUUCCUAAUAAGCUUUACCAAAUUGAAAAUGAACAUGAUUCUAUAAGCACAAGUAGAGAUUUGAAAAUCAAAUGUGGCACAUUAACUGAUAAUCGAUUAAUAGAUAUGAAAACUCUCUUUGGAAAAUCUAAAACAAUUUUGUCCGAAGAAGGAACUGGUAAAGUUACAAUUUAUGAAAUGGAUCCCCAUAAAUCAGAUCAAAUGAUUCCAUUGGUGAAUAUUGAUAGCAAAGUGGAGAGUGGACGAUUAGCCGUUGAUUGUACAACUGAUACUUUAAUAAUUUGGGGAAAAGAAAAUGCAUGCUAUACUGGUUGUAUAUUUAACAUUGAAAACAAUACGAAAACGCUCAUGAUCAGUGAUGUGCCGAAUGACCCAGUAUGCAAUUAUACACCGCAUUUCAUGUCUAAAAACGAACUGGUUGUUCAAAAUUCACAUAAUGGAUCAUUUGAUCUAUAUGACUUAACUAGUGGUCAGCAUGUGAAAAACGUUAAUUUACCUGAGGCUGAUAGUAAUGCAAAAUGGUUUUUAAAUACCGCAUACACAAGUUCUAAAGAAAUAACCACAUUCAAUUUAACAUUAAUUUCUAAUUCUGGAACUGUACUUUCAUAUGAUUUAAGAAAUUGUAAAACUCCAUCAAUUUAUCAAAAAGAAUUGUUUUCAAAAUGUAAUAACAAUAUAAACAUUAGUUUUGAUCCUUGUAAUUCACAAAAUUAUGCUGUUAGUGGAUUUGACAGUAAUGUAUAUAUACUUGAAGAAUCAAAUUGUAAUAGAAAUAUUAUGUACAAGUUUAAACACGAAGGCCAUAUGUUCACUGAAGAUGAAGAUUUAUGUCCAAAUACAGUUACAAGUAGUGCAUUAUGGUUACCAAUGUGUGGACGUAACACACUGUUAUCAACUGCAAAUGAUGGAUCAAUUCAAGGAUGGCAAUAUAUUUCAUAAAAAAUAAUAAUAAUAAUAAUUGCAUUUUGAUGUUGUACAAAAAGUCUGGUGUAUUUAAAUACUCAAUUAAACAUAGAAUUAAAUUAUAA
Molecule: messenger RNA, 1514 nt
Organism: Rhopalosiphum padi (bird cherry-oat aphid)
Lineage: Eukaryota; Metazoa; Arthropoda; Insecta; Hemiptera; Aphididae
Product: WD repeat-containing protein 73-like
Exons: 5
Coding region: 307-1425 (372 amino acids)
Biological process (GO): cytoplasmic microtubule organization
Cellular component (GO): cytosol; spindle pole
Molecular function (GO): protein binding
Source: RefSeq, a predicted model, not a curated record